Molecule: messenger RNA, 1005 nt
Organism: Caretta caretta (loggerhead turtle)
Lineage: Eukaryota; Metazoa; Chordata; Testudines; Cheloniidae
Gene: DCTN5
Product: dynactin subunit 5
Cellular component (GO): dynactin complex
Source: RefSeq, a predicted model, not a curated record
GGAAGCGGAAGCGGGGAGGCCGGAAGCGGCGGCGCCAUGGAGCUGAGCGAGAUGCUGUAUAACAAGUCCGAGUACAUCGAGACGGCAUCUGGCAACAAAGUCAGCAGACAGUCAGUGCUCUGCGGAAGCCAGAACAUAGUUCUGAAUGGAAAGACGAUAGUUAUGAAUGAUUGUAUCAUUCGUGGUGAUCUGGCAAACGUAAGAGUUGGACGCCACUGUGUUGUGAAAAGCCGCAGUGUCAUCAGGCCGCCUUUCAAGAAAUUCAGCAAGGGAGUUGCUUUCUUCCCUCUCCACAUCGGUGAUCAUGUGUUUAUAGAAGAAGACUGUGUUGUCAAUGCAGCCCAGAUCGGCUCCUACGUUCACAUAGGCAAGAAUUGUGUCAUUGGUCGUAGGUGUGUUUUGAAAGACUGCUGCAAAAUUCUAGCCAACACAGUUCUACCCCCUGAAACUGUGGUCCCACCUUUUACAGUCUUUUCAGGCUGCCCAGGGCUCUUCUCUGGAGAACUCCCAGAAUGCACCCAAGAGCUGAUGAUUGAUGUUACAAAGAGCUAUUACCAGAAGUUCUUGCCACUUACUCAGGUGGCCUCUGCCAGGGCCUAAAGACCAAGUCACCAGCGAAGACCUCACAAACGCAGCCCUGUUAAAAUCCCCUAGAUCUGGCCCCUUUAACCUGCAUCCUCUGGAGCAUCGCUCUGUCCGGGCUCGUCUCUGAACCUCUACCUGCCGGCUGGCUGCACUAACUCGAAUGAUGAAGUGUUCCUAGGUUGGUGCCUGUCACCAUUGCCUCCUGGGAGUUGUAGUUUCCUGGUGUCUACAAUUAGCCUGAUACAGUAGAAUGAACCACAACUUCCAAGAGGAGGCUUUGCUGCACAGCUCUGGAGCAAAUGGAGCUAGUUGGCUUUGGGGGCAAUGGAGACUCCGCUACUGGAUUCCUCUGUUCAGGAACCUUUUAAAAACAUUCUCACUUGCUUAAACAAUAAACCAACCCUGCAUUCUGCCACCAUA